Pelobates fuscus (common spadefoot toad) is the source of this 1113-nucleotide messenger RNA. RefSeq names its product family with sequence similarity 72 member A (gene RUMY1). Gene Ontology annotation, cellular component: cytosol. Bases 59 to 514 code for a protein of 151 amino acids. The record is from RefSeq and is a predicted model, not a curated record. The transcript is spliced from 5 exons. NCBI's taxonomy places the organism in Eukaryota, Metazoa, Chordata, Amphibia, Anura, Pelobatidae.
UUGGAGGGCGGAAGUAGUGGCUGGACAUAGAUUGACAACCAAGGGCUAACUCUGCAUCAUGUCCUCUGGAGUCCCCACCUUUAAAGACAGGCGUGUGUCGGUGCUGUGCUGCAAGUUCUGUGAGCAGGUGUUGAGCAUACGUGGAAUGAAAGCAGAGCUACUGGCAGGCACAGACCAGGAGAUGUUUUCGACGGAUAUUCCUCCCACCCAAGCUGUCGACUUUGUAGGGUCCUGCUAUUUCCUGGACACAUGCAGAUGCAAGCUGAAAUGCCUGGCUUGUUUGAAAUGUGGUAAUGAAGUCGGAUACCACGUUGUGGCUCCAUGUCGGCCCUGUCUACUGUCCUGCAACAAUGGCCAUUUCUGGAUGUUUAACAGUAAAUAUGUGUGCAGUAUUAACAGACUGGACCGUGCAGGUACUGGCUUGUUGCUAUGGAAAGACCUUCCAGACACAGACGAGAAACAAGAGGAAUGGGUUGGCAUCUGUGAAGAAGAUCAAGAACAAUAUCUCAGAUAGCAUCCUUUGUCCUUUAAGAGUAUUAUUUGUGUUAGCAGUGUGACGGUAUCAGUAUAAGAAAAACAUCUGUCAACAGCAGGAAGAUGGCUCUCAUCGAUACACAAAACCUGUUUUGUUUAAUUCUUCAAAGCUUUUAUCGGAAUACAACAGACAAUUCUUUCUCAACAGAACCUCCCCACCCAAAUUUUCUUUUACAACUGAUAUCAUAUUGUUCACGGAAUAUACAGCAUACAUAAUUUUGUAGGUUAAAGUCCCUACUUGUAUGUAAUGACUUCUGGGAGCAACAAAGGCACCGUGUACAUUCAGGCAUAAUAGAGUUGAUACUGCACUACCAAUGCACAGGAAUUAUGAGUACUGCAGGUAUAAAUAGGAGAGAGGGCGGCCAUCAGUAUCAAAUAACACAAUUCAGCAAAACCCAUUGCAUUGAACAUAUGCAUCUUUAUAUUGAAAUGUGAAAGGUGCAGGAAACCUGUCUCUAAAGAAAAAUCGAGGUGUAAUAUAUAUGCUGGAUAUCCUUUACUGGAUAGAAUGUAACUUUCACUGAUGUUUAUUUUCUUUUUAAAAACUCAUUCAGAAAAUAUGUUUGUUCAAGUGAUGUA